This is a messenger RNA of Colletotrichum scovillei, 2307 nucleotides long. RefSeq lists its product as uncharacterized. The transcript has 2 exons. Lineage: Eukaryota; Fungi; Ascomycota; Sordariomycetes; Glomerellales; Glomerellaceae. Bases 1 to 2307 code for a protein of 768 amino acids. Gene Ontology annotation, biological process: regulation of barbed-end actin filament capping. Gene Ontology annotation, molecular function: protein binding. Gene Ontology annotation, cellular component: nucleus; cytoplasm. The record is from RefSeq and is a predicted model, not a curated record.
AUGGAGUUAGUCAAUUUGAUAAAAACAGUAGCAUCGCUAUUCUCCAAAACGUUCAUGCUUAUCGAUGCACUCAAUGAGCACCAAGCCCCCGAGGGCCUCCUAGAGACAAUCUCGGGAAUACGAAAACUCUCAAAUAUGAGUCUUUAUGCCACUUCCAGGUUCAUUCCAAGUAUCACUCAGCGAUUUCGAGACGACCGAAGGCUUGAAAUUAGAGCUUCGGAUGGAGAUGUAGCUGAUUACUUGAAUGGAAAUAUGGGACAGUUACCCACUUUUGUGAAGAGGAACACAGAUCUUCAAACACAGAUCAGAUCGAAGAUUGUGGCGAGUGUGGACGGCAUGUUCCUUCUUGCAAAGCUACAUCUCCAGUCAUUGACUGGCAAAAGAUCACCAAAAGCCGUCAAAGCCGCUUUAGAAACACUCGCCACUGGCUCCAGCGCUUAUGAUACUGCUUACGAUGAAGCCUUCGAAAGAAUUGAAGGUCAACUAGAAGACCAAUCAGCACUUGCCAGGGAUGCAUUAUCGUGGAUUGUUUGCUCGAAAAGGCCGCUUCAGAUCGUUGAGUUACAAGAAGCUCUUGCAGUGGAGCAAGACAUGACCGAGCUCGACGUGGAUAACCGGCCUGAACUCGAAGAUGUCAUCUCGGCCUGCGCUGGGUUGCUCACAAUCGAGGAAUACAGUCGUGUAGUGCGGCUUGUGCAUUACACUACUCAGGAGUACUUCCAGCGGAAUAAAACAAACCGACUGCCUGGAGCAGAAGCUCUGGUAGCAGCUGCUUGUGUGUCAUAUCUCAGCUUCGAUGUUUUCGAUGCGGGUCAGUGCAAAUAUCAGAAUGAACUAAGAGAUCGCCUCCAGGAUCACCCGCUUUACGACUAUGCUUCAGCGAAUUGGGGAUACCAUGUUCGGGAAUCACAUCACGUCCGGGAAGAGGUCAUGUGUUUCCUGGAGGACCAGGAAAAACUGUGCGCCUCAGUGCAGGUGGCCUUUAUGCCAAAGACCCGGUAUUUUUAUGAAGCCAAUCUUGUGACUAGUCGUGUCAUACGGUGUCCAAUUUUCGAAAUUUCUGGCUUACACGUUGCUGCUCACUUCGGACUCAGAGAGGUCUUCAGUCUUGUCUCGAACCGAAAUCGUUCGAAACAAACACAAUCUCUACCGGGAGCAUCAAACCACACUUGCCACUGGAGGAAGCUCGAGAUUAACGCACAGAACCCUGAGGGCGAAACCCCUCUUUUUGUGGCAGUAUCUAGGAACUUUGUAGAUCUGACCAGAGAUCUUCUGGAGUGUCAUGGCGCACAGGCGUCCAAGGACACUCAUGGGCAAACAAUUUUGUCCGUUGCUGUCCAAAUGGGACACUACGACAUAGUCCGAUAUCUUGUCUGUUGCCAAUUAGGUCACUUUGAUAUCAACGAGCCGGACACGCAUGGGUCCACUCCAUUGCUUUAUGCAAUCGCCAAAAAUAAUCAGGAUAUCAUAGACCUCUUACUCGACGUUGAUGGAGUUGCAUACAACCAAAAAGGCCCGGGCGGGAAAACGCCCUUGUUGUUGGCCGUAGGCUUGGGACAAGACUCUACUGUCAAGAAUCUUCUCGAAAGAGACGAAGUGGACGCAGACUCGAAGGACAACGAAGGUCGAACCCCGCUAUCGCAUGCGGCCAGGAACGGCAACUUGAAUAUACUUGGUCGUCUUCUCGAAACAGGCAAAGUGGAAGCCGACUCGAGAGAUGAUGCUGGCAGAAGUCCGUUAUCAUAUGCAGCCGGAAAAGGCGAUUUGGAAAUAGUCAGAUGUCUUCUUCGAACAGGAAAGGUCGAUGCAGAUUCCCGAGACAGAGACGAUCGGACACCACUGUUUUAUGCAGCCAUGGCUCCCAACAAAGAGACCGUUCGCUUUCUUCUUGAAACUGAGAGAGUCGACGUAAACACGUUGGACGUCUUUCGCCAAUCGAUCUUGCUUGGGAUGUGGCCUUCCUACAGGCUCUGGGAAGGUCCGCAGUUCCGGACUGCGGAAACACAUGCAGCGUUGAUGGACACGACCGAACUGUUGAUCGAAAUCGGAGGGGCUGAUCCAAAUGUGCGCGACAAUCGAGGGCGAACAUUGCUGUGGAAGGCUCUUUUCCACGGCCAUGUGGAACUGGCAGAAUAUCUCGUCAAUAGCGGUCGAAUUGAUGGACCCUUGAAUUCAAGGGACAUUGCCGGUCGCACUCCAAUGGAUGCCUUUGCUAACGAACUAGAAAAUGAAGGGGUUGCAAUGAAGCCCGCUCUCGUAGACAUAUGUAACGAGCUGGAGAGAUUGAGAGUGAAGAGCAACGACUGA